AUGGCUUCGAAUUACCGUGUUAUUGAGCCGCACCCUUCGGUGCCCCAUACUGGUCGCCCUGCAGUCUACACUGGCCGUGGAGGAUCUGGAAAUGUCGUCAGUCUGAAGAACACCAAGACUACCGAAUCUCGAACUGCGACCGGUCCUGCUUCGCUCACUCGUCUCGACUCUCGUGCUCCCGCAACUUUUACUUCCGGCCGUGGUGGCGCUGGCAAUGUCCACACCAGCUCUGAGCGCGCUAUUUUCAGCUUUGAUGAGGAACUCGCCCGUGACCUUCGCCGUGCUGCUCCUGUUUACCAUGUUGGCCGCGGUGGCGCUGGAAACAUGAUGUAUCGCGAGGAUUCCAGCAGCAACUACAGCCUCAGUCGCAAGUACUCCGCCGCCAGCACUGCUACUAAUAGCUCCACUGGUUCGGUUGCUGAUCGCGCUCGCGAGAUGGCUCGCCGCGGUCUUGAGAAGGGUUGGGGCAAGCUUAAGGGUACCGCAUAA
This is a messenger RNA of Penicillium malachiteum, 489 nucleotides long. RefSeq names its product DUF3602 domain-containing protein. The coding region runs from base 1 to 489 and encodes 162 amino acids. The record is from RefSeq and is a predicted model, not a curated record. The transcript has a single exon. Lineage: Eukaryota; Fungi; Ascomycota; Eurotiomycetes; Eurotiales; Aspergillaceae.